AUGGUCACUAUGCAUCAUGGGUGGAAUUCUUUAACAUUUGUUUUUGCUUACAAUAUCAAAUAUCACAUCAAUGAAGAGACAGCAAAACCAAUCGAUGUUGACAAAACCACAUGGGAUCGUUUUAAUGCCCUUGUCAAAUACUGGAUCUAUAACACUAUCUCUCCUGAACUUGCCCACACAAUCAUGAAACCAGGUGCCUCAACCCUUGAUCUCUAUAAACACCUUCAAGAAAAUUUCCACAAUAAUCGAACCACUCGCGUUGUUUACCUUGAGGAACAAUCCAAUAAUACUUCCCUCUCUUCCUUCUCCAAUGUCAUAGAUUAUUAUGCUCGACUUAAAAACCUUGCAGAUCAACUGGAGAACGUUGGGCACCAUAUAUCCGAAACCAAGACGUCACAGAUUAUUGUGCUCGCCUCUCUUCCUUCUGCAAUGUCACAUAUUAUUGUCGCCACUAUUAUUCAAUAG
Molecule: messenger RNA, 465 nt
Organism: Lactuca sativa (garden lettuce)
Lineage: Eukaryota; Viridiplantae; Streptophyta; Magnoliopsida; Asterales; Asteraceae
Source: RefSeq, a predicted model, not a curated record